This is a messenger RNA of Prorocentrum cordatum, 723 nucleotides long. The record is from the annotation of a GenBank genome assembly. Lineage: Eukaryota; Dinophyceae; Prorocentrales; Prorocentraceae.
UGGCAGGCGCCUCCACUGCCUCCCCGGCGAGGCAGGGAGGGCGGAGCGGGGACACGGAAGCAGCGCGGCGCCGGCCGACCUCCGUGUUUUUUGCGGGGCAGGCGGGUGCCACCUCGUCCUGCAGCGCGCGGCAGGAGCUCUGCGGCGAUGGAGUGCGCCCACGCGCACGUAAUCGGACCCUGAUGGGGCAGGGCCGGGCAGGGUCCGCAUGUGGCCCCCUCAUCAAGAGGGGGAACCGCUCGCGGGGCAGCGAGGCAGGCCGCAGACCGCAGACCUCGCACGGCGCGGCUCUUCAGCCACGGGUGCUCGGCAGGCGGCCGGCCACCGGUGGGGCGCCUGCGCUGCUGGUGGUCUCCAGGUGGGAUCCGAUCCGCCGCGCCGCGUCGAGGACAUCGGGCUUCACGCCGAGCCCGUCUGGAAUAAUGUGUCGCCGCCGGGAGCGCUUCUCCCUCGCCGGGAGAUCACUGGGGGAGAGGCCGGCGGGGCCUCCCCUAAUCCUUCGGGGGCUAACAUUACGUUGGACGAGCCGUUGGGCUUGAACAACCACGGCGACGAAGGUCUGGGAGGUCUGCAGAGUCCUCGUCGCGCGAUCGGCGCGGAAACGCCGCCCACAUUUUUCCCUGAGAUCCGGGCGUGACAUUUUUGUCACACUGAGCGUGUUCGCUCAAUUUCGGACCCGGGGACCCUCAAGGAUGGAUCCAACUCGACAGAUGCCGCAUAAAG